This is a messenger RNA of Dendronephthya gigantea, 2248 nucleotides long. Its product is annotated as fibrillin-1-like. The transcript has 13 exons. Gene Ontology annotation, molecular function: calcium ion binding. NCBI's taxonomy places the organism in Eukaryota, Metazoa, Cnidaria, Anthozoa, Malacalcyonacea, Nephtheidae. The coding region runs from base 320 to 2248 and encodes 642 amino acids. The record is from RefSeq and is a predicted model, not a curated record.
CUGCAUUGGCGCAAAAGAAUGUUCUUCUCCGUGGCAAAAUUUUGGCAAUGUCUGUUAUUCCAAGACUACUCAAAGUGCUACCUGGAAUAAUGCGAAGGAGCGAUGUAAAAGCAAGGGUGGUCGACUUGCAAGAAUUCAUUCGUCUGCCCUCAACACAUUUCUUUUUCAGACGUUUGUAACAGGAGAUAUUAACGUGUGGGUUGGUUUAAAAAGAUGUAAACAUGGACCAUGGUGUUAUCCAUAUGGAGCGCGAUCAGAUUAUUUCAAAUGGGCAACAGGACAACCUGAUAAUGCAAAAGGGAAGGAAGAUUGUGUCGCAAUGAACAACACCGGAUUUUGGAAUGACGAAACAUGCAAAUUCAAGAAACAAGGAAUCUGCGAGAAAUACCAGGAUGAAUGUGUGUUUGGAAAGCCAAAAUGUCAUUCUAACGCCACGUGCAGCAAUACUGUUGAAUCAUACAAUUGUACUUGUAAUGAAGGCUUUAUAGGAAAUGGAAAAGUCUGCGAAGAUCAGGAUGAAUGUGCGUUGAAGACUCAUGGAUGUCAUUCUUACGCCACGUGUCACAAUACCAUUGGAUCAUACACAUGUUAUUGUAAUAAAGGAUUUACAGGAAAUGGAACCGUUUGUGAAGACGUGGACGAGUGUGCGUUGGAGACCCACUAUUGCCAUUAUGAAGCCACGUGUAACAAUACCAUUGGUUCAUACGCAUGUGUAUGUAAUGAAGGAUUUUCAGGAAAUGGAACUAUUUGCGAAGCAAGCCGAUGUCCAUCAGCGUCCUGGACAAGUUUUGGAAGCUACUGUUAUCGUUUGAAUUCCAAUGCUCUAACCAUGCAGGAUGCGAGCGACUAUUGUGACAGCAUUGCCGGACAGCUUGUCAGACUUACGGGGGAAGAUCUCAAAAACUUUCUUGUUCAAACGUACGCAAAGGACAUCAAAACAAGGUUUUGGAUUGGUUUGCAGAAGUGUAAAAAUGGAUGUUGUUAUCUUGAUGGGAAGAAAACGAUUUACACCAAUUGGGAAAGAGGAGAACCGAAUAAUGCAGGGGGAAGGGAAACUUGCGUCGAGAUGUUCAGAAAUGGGCGAUGGAAUGACAAUCCAUGUUAUCACAAAUACCCAUCUAUAUGCGAAACCAGCAUCGAUGAGUGCCAUUACAGAUGUCAUCAUAAUGCAACAUGCAACAAAACAAUCGGAUCAUACACUUGUGUUUGUAACGAAGGAUUCACAGGAAAUGGAACCGUUUGUGAAGAUGUAGAUGAAUGUGCAUUGGAAACGCAUACAUGUGACUUGAAUGCCACGUGUAACAAUUCUAUUGGAUCAUACACAUGUACAUGUAAGGAAGGAUUUACAGGAAAUGGGACAAAAUGUGAAGACGAAGAUGAAUGUGCUUUGGAAACCCAUACAUGUGACUUCGACGCCACGUGUAACAAUACCAUUGGGUCAUACACAUGUAUAUGUAAAGAUGGAUUUACAGGAAACGGAACUAAUUGCGAACCAAGCCGGUGUCCAUCAGCGUCCUGGACAAGUUAUGGCAGCAACUGUUAUCGUUUAAAUUCCAAUGCUCUAACCAUGCAGGGUGCGAGCGACUAUUGUGACAAUAUUGCCGGACAGCUUGUCAGACUUACGGGAGAAGAUCUCAAAAACUUUCUUGUUCAAACGUACGCAAAGGACAUCAAAACAAAGUUUUGGAUUGGUUUGCAGAAGUGUAAAAAUGGAUGGUGUUAUCUUGAUGGGAAGAAAACGAUUUACACCAAUUGGGAAAGAGGAGAACCGAAUAAUGCAGGAGGAAGGGAAACUUGCGUCGAGAUGUUCAGAAAUGGGCGAUGGAAUGACAAUCCAUGUUAUCACAAAUACCCAUCUAUAUGCGAAACCAACAUCGACGAGUGUCAUUACAGAUGUCAUCAUAAUGCAACAUGCAACAAAACCAUCGGAUCAUACACUUGUGUUUGUAACGAAGGAUUCACAGGAAAUGGAACCGUUUGUGAAGAUGUAGAUGAAUGUUCUUUGGAAACCCAUACAUGUGACUUGGAUGCCACGUGUAACAAUACCAUUGGAUCAUACAAAUGUAUAUGUAAAGAUGGAUUUACAGGAAAUGGGACCUCGUGUAUAGAUGAAGAUGAAUGUGCUUUGGAAACCCAUACAUGUGACUUCGAUGCCACGUGUAACAAUACCAUGGGAUCAUACACAUGUACAUGUGAAGAAGGAUUUACAGGAAACGGAACAAAAUGUGAAGGUAUAGUAAAACGCUAA